CCGGGAGCGCCGGUCCUGCGGCAGGGCGUUUUCCCUGAUAAGCCCAGGCUGUGUCAGUUCUCUGGGCAGCCAUCAGACAAGAGGUGCUGAUUUCCCUGGUGCUACUAGACUUCUGGAUAGGCAUGGAGAACUUGGUGACUGGCCCCAGCCUUCCUCCGCUUUUUGCAGAUGAAGAUGGAUCUAAGGAAGGUAGUGAAAUUACUGUAACUGGAUUAGCUCAUUCUGAGAGUUCAUUCAGUGGUGGAACUUCACAGUCUGUGAAUAACGCAGAUUUGGUGGAGGAUUUGUCACAAGCUCAGCAACUGCAAAAUGAGUCCUCUAAUACUGCUGAAAACACAGAACCAAAGCCUGAGGAGGAGCAGCAAAGAACUAAACGAGGAGGCUGGGCCAAAGGGAGAAAGAGGAAGAAACCCCUUAGGGACAGCAAUGCCCCCAAAUCCCCCCUCACAGGGUAUGUGCGAUUCAUGAAUGAGCGUAGGGAGCAGCUUCGAGCGAAGAGGCCUGAAGUUCCUUUCCCAGAGAUCACCAGGAUGCUGGGCAAUGAAUGGAGUAAACUGCCUCCCGAGGAGAAACGGCGAUACCUUGAUGAAGCAGAUAGAGACAAGGAGCGUUACAUGCGGGAGCUGGAGCAAUAUCAGAAGACUGAAGCCUACAAAGUCUUUAGCAGGAAAGCACAGGACAGACAAAAAGGGAAAUCACACAGACAAGAUGGAGCAAGACAGCCAGCCCAUGAUCAUGAGAAGGAAACGGACACAAAGGAGAGGUCUGUUUUUGAUAUCCCGAUCUUCACAGAAGAGUUCCUGAAUCAUAGCAAAGCACGAGAAGCCGAGCUGCGGCAGCUCCGUAAAUCCAACAUGGAGUUUGAGGAGAGGAACGCGGCUCUGCAGAAGCACGUGGAGAGUAUGCGCACGGCCGUGGAGAAGCUGGAGGUGGAUGUGAUACAGGAGCGUAGUCGCAACACGGUGCUGCAGCAGCACCUAGAGACCCUGCGCCAGGCACUCACCACCAGCUUUGCUGGAGUCCCACUACCAGGUAGCGGGGAGACACCCACUAUGGAAACGAUUGACUCGUACAUGAAUAGGCUGCACAGUAUUAUUAUGGCUAACCCGCAGGAGAACGAGAACCUCAUAGCCACGGUCCGAGAGGUGGUAAACCGGCUUGAACGCUAGUGCUUGGGUCUCAUGACCCAGGGAUGCUUUACAAAAGUUUUUCGGCCAGUGUGGAAUAAGAAGCCAUGAGGGAAAGACUAGGGGCGGGAGGCAGAAUUUGCAGGUUUGUCCUGCUUUCUGCCUUUGCAGUUUCACUGGGGCAAGCAGAUCAAUGCAUUAAAAGGUCUCAAGAAGCCACGGACACCACCCACUAAGCAUUUUUGAACUGUCCUCUAUGUAAAAAAGAGCAUGUGACUUUUUGUGCAAUUUUCAAUUUUUUAUUAGCUUUUCUGGAUGUGAGAGUGCAUACUUUCUGUAACCUGGCUGACUGUGGAGGUGAAAUCUCUCGGUUUGUGAAAUUAAGUCAGCCUACUUAUCGUGGUAAUAACUUUGAAGUGUGUUAUUGCUUCAUGUCUUUUGACGUCCUUUAUUUUGUUUUCACAUUUACCUCGUGGGAAUUCAUUCCCCUACUUCAGUUUUCUUCUUUUGAUCUUGUUACUUGAUACUUGCAGUACUGGAUAGGAGCACCUGUGUCCUGUCAUGGCAGGCAGCCUUCCUCAGCGAGCUKUCCUGUCCUCCCUGCCUGCCACUUUUAUGUAAGCUUUUUUUCAGCAGAACUCUGCUUUUCAUGUUGUCCUGCGACUUCUAAAAUGUGAGUUCAUUCCCUACCGAAACUGCCUGUAAUUGGUGCUUUGGGACUUGAUUCCAGUACAGGACAGACUGUCCCACCACCCCUCUGAGCACCCUUUUUGCACGUGCAUCCUGCUCUUCUGUGAAGGUCUGUGGUUACCUCUUGAAAGUAUGUGC
Messenger RNA from Nothoprocta perdicaria, 1955 nucleotides. RefSeq names its product high mobility group 20A (gene HMG20A). The transcript is spliced from 11 exons. The record is from RefSeq and is a predicted model, not a curated record. Gene Ontology annotation, biological process: regulation of gene expression. The coding region runs from base 123 to 1169 and encodes 348 amino acids. Gene Ontology annotation, cellular component: nucleus. Lineage: Eukaryota; Metazoa; Chordata; Aves; Tinamiformes; Tinamidae.